CAUUAGUUUUCCAGUUGCAGCAAAGAAGUUCUGUUUUACCUGUGUAAGAAGACCUCUCUGUGAUUUCAACAAUGGCAUCAGCUGCACAGUGGGAUACUACCUUGAAAUUCUGGGAAGCACAUGUUGCGGGUGACCUUAAGAAACAUGGUCAUGAAGCUUUAGUUCGCUUGUUCUUGAAAAAUAAAGAUAGCCAAAAGCACUUUCCCAAAUUCAAAGACCUUGCCAGUGAAGCAGAGAUGAGAGGCUCUGAUGGGCUUAAAAACCAUGGAGAGACUGUGUUUACCGCAUUAGGAAAAGCCCUGCAGCAGAGAGAUGGCAUUGCAAAUGAACUACGUCCACUUGCAGUGACCCAUUCCCAAAAUCAUAAAAUCCCUCUGGAAGAAUUUGAAAACAUCUGCGAAGUCAUUGAUGUUUAUUUGGCCGAGAUAUGUCCAGACUAUGCAGGAGAGACACGUACAUCUGUGAAGGCAGUGUUGGAUGUUUUUUCCCAAAGCAUGACAACGCUGUAUGGAGAAGUGUAAAUGUGACAUUCCCUAGUCUUUGCAAUCUUUAAAAAGCACUCCCAUUCCUUAAAUUGUAUGCAUUCUUUGUUACAAUUUUCAUGUACUCCCAAAUACAGCAAUGAUAUGUUUAUUUUGCUUUGUCAAAUGUAAUAUAAACUAAUAAAUAUUUUUGGGAAAAUGAA
This is a messenger RNA of Protopterus annectens (West African lungfish), 685 nucleotides long. Its product is annotated as myoglobin-like. Gene Ontology annotation, molecular function: oxygen binding; heme binding. The transcript is spliced from 3 exons. Bases 72 to 521 code for a protein of 149 amino acids. Gene Ontology annotation, cellular component: extracellular exosome. The record is from RefSeq and is a predicted model, not a curated record. Gene Ontology annotation, biological process: oxygen transport. NCBI's taxonomy places the organism in Eukaryota, Metazoa, Chordata, Ceratodontiformes, Protopteridae.